Molecule: messenger RNA, 297 nt
Organism: Physella acuta
Lineage: Eukaryota; Metazoa; Mollusca; Gastropoda; Physidae
Source: RefSeq, a predicted model, not a curated record
AGUAAAGCAGGCUGCUUUUCAAUUCUUAAAAUCGCAAACUUGCGAAAACAACUCAUUCACGUUAAAUUUAAGAAUAUGUUGUUUUUAUUUACGUCUAUUUUUUUAAAGAAUUCCGGUUAGGAGAAUUACAGAGAUUUGAACAAUGGCAGCCACGAAAGAAAUGUUCCUUACCGCGUUUAUCCUGAUAGUUACAAUUGGACUAGCUUCGGGAGACUGCGAUAGUGUAGCCAAACAAUGCUAUGCAACAUUCAAUCAAACUGUGAAUCAACACCCGACAGACAAAGUUGUCAUAUGCAG